Messenger RNA from Annulohypoxylon maeteangense, 2730 nucleotides. RefSeq names its product H+/nucleoside cotransporter-like protein. Gene Ontology annotation, molecular function: symporter activity; nucleoside transmembrane transporter activity. The transcript is spliced from 4 exons. Gene Ontology annotation, biological process: nucleoside transmembrane transport. Gene Ontology annotation, cellular component: membrane. The record is from RefSeq and is a predicted model, not a curated record. The coding region runs from base 742 to 2634 and encodes 630 amino acids. Lineage: Eukaryota; Fungi; Ascomycota; Sordariomycetes; Xylariales; Hypoxylaceae.
UGAUUCUACUAUCUCGUGAGGUCGUUCUGAGAGAUUAUUGUAACGGCACACCAUCAUACUAGAUUCGUAUAAAAGCGCAGAAAUUUGUGUCACUGAUACUAGUGAGAUGAGAUAUCGGUGCUAUUAAAUCUCGUCAGCUUAAGCAGCGGUUGUGGCGCUGGAACCCACCGAUCGACCACUCAGCGUCUUCCAAAUCCAGAUUCUGCGUAUCACUACGGGGGCCAUACAUACCCAUACAUGCUAGCCUAUUAGGUAUCUAGUAGUGGGUGUUCAAGGGUUACAUACCGUCUAUCAGCGAGUUGCCGUUCGAUUAGAUAGGCCGUCCUUCCCCUUCUAGAAGGCCUCCAUACAUUCAUGUAGCUAGCUUUAGCGUCGACCGGGUUCAUCUAGACCACGCGAUCGCCGCGAAUGUACGAUUUGCCCUACCGAAGCUGACCUUGGAAAGGUAUUAAAAUUCCUACAUGUACCUGUCUACCUAGAAAGGUAGAUCGAUUAGCUACCUACUCGCGUCUCACUAAUGAUAAAAUCUCGUCGCGAUCUUCUUCCCUUUCUCCUCUCUUUUUUUCCGAUUUACUCGCACGUCAAGUUCGCGGGAACAUAGCGUCGUCUCCCCAUCCCCACAGUUGGGACGAGAAUAAAUUUCUCCGAGUCGGGUCGAAACUAAUAGGAAGAGAGGAUCAAAGAAGAAGACAAGAAGGAAAUUUUUACCACGAAGGUUCUGCAGUUUGCGACGCCGAUUCGAUGACUGUUUCCGAGACGAAGGGCCUCUCCGGCCACAAUGCUUCGCCUCAAGAAGGUGUAGCUCCUAACCCUGAUCCCGUUCUUGAGUUUGCGAACGAGCACCACCAUGCGCACCUGCAUCAUGGUGGAUUGGCCGCAAAUCCCGCCAAUCAUCCCGACGAGGUCGUUUAUUCCACUUCUUCGCCGCAAAAGAGUUUGGAUAAGCCACAUGACUAUUCUGCCGCAGAAAAGUCUGUGACCGAUGAGGAGAGUGGAAAUAUCGGCCACAUUGGAGGCGACGGGAGUGAAAAGCGUCCUAGCAUCCUCUCGCGGUACUACCGGAAAUAUAGGGCUUAUGUUCACCUUUUUAUCUGGCUCGUAUUCACCGCUUGGUGGAUCUUCGGCCUCGUUCGUUACCGGAAUGAGAAGAACUGGUUGAUCCCGUUUCUGCUGUAUCUCGCCAUCACUCUUCGCAUCAUCUUCCUCUGGGUCCCGGUUAAAUACGUCAUGAUGCCCGUCAAAUUCGUCUGGCGACAUACCGCUUUCAGGGUUUAUGAAAUGCUUCCGGCGAAGCUUCAUCGACCGCUGGCCGCUCUUGUCACUAUCGCAGUCUUCUUAAUUGGCUCCAUGGUGCCCGAGGAGGAAGGCGAGAAUACUCGCGCCCGCCGAGCGCAAUCCCUGUUCGGACUCGUUGUCAUGAUCUUCGUCUUGACAAUAAGCUCAAGGAACUGGAGACAGAUUCCUUGGCACACAGUCAUCGGCGGAAUGUUGACCCAGUUCAUCGUCGCCGUCUUUGUCUUGCGAACACAAGCCGGUUACGAUAUUUUCAACUUCAUCUCCACGCUAGCUCGACUCUUACUAGGUUUCGCCAACGACGGUGUCACAUUCCUGACGAAUAGCUCGGUGCCUAAGCUGGGUUGGUUCUUUACCGGCGUUAUACCUCCCAUCAUCUUCUUCGUCGCCCUUGUGGCCCUCUGCUAUCACGUUGGCCUUAUCCAGUGGUUCGUCUCGAAGUUUGCCGUAUUCUUCUUCUGGACUCUCCGCGUCUCGGGUGCCGAGGCUGUGGUCGCCUCUGCCACGCCGUUCAUCGGACAGGGAGAAUCGGCUAUGUUAGUGCGUCCUUUCGUGCCUCACAUGACUUUGGCCGAGAUCCAUCAGGUUAUGACGUGCGGUUUCGCUACCAUUGCUGGUUCCGUGCUUGUGGCUUAUAUCGGACUCGGUAUCAAUCCACAGGCGCUCGUUUCAUCCUGUAUCAUGUCGAUUCCUGCGUCCUUAGCUGUGUCGAAAAUGCGAUGGCCGGAGACCGAAGAGACGCUUACUUCCGGUCGUGUUGUGGUCCCAGACGAUGAAGAGCAUAGAGCUGCGAAUGCUUUACACGCUUUCGCUAACGGUGCCUGGCUUGGUUUGAAGAUUGCCGGUAUGAUUGUGGCUACUCUUCUCUGCAUCAUCGCCUUCGUCGCCCUUGCCAAUGGUCUCCUUACUUGGUGGGGUGGCUACUGGGGUAUUUCGAACCCCGACUUAACCAUCCAGUUCAUCCUCGGCUACUGUUUCUACCCUCUUUCGUGGUUACUCGGUGUGCCCAACGAUGAUCUGCUGCCCGUCGGAGAACUCAUCGGACAGAAGAUUAUCAUCAACGAAUUCGCCGCUUUUGGUGCCCUCCAGUCCGACGAUCGCUAUAAGUCAAUGUCCGAACGAGCUAAGCUUAUUGCUACAUAUGCCUGCUGCGGUUUUGGAAAUGUCGGUUCUCUCGGUACUCAAAUCGGUGUCUUGUCGCAGCUCGCGCCUAGCCGUGCCGGCGACGUGUCUAAAGUUGCCAUCUCUGCUUUGAUCUCCGGUAUCAUCUCGACUCUUACCUCCGCUAGCGUUGCCGGUAUGCUGUACACGGACUCUAUAGGGUCUGCUUCUUACGCGUGACGAUAGAGGAUGACGGGUUGGGCGGAUGCCGUAUAGAUACUUCAAUGAAAGAUUAAUGAAUGUGUAGAUGAAAUAAAUACCCGAUUUUACUUUAAA